AUGCUUCCACCUCCUCCUGAAGUACAUAAUAGCACCGAUGAACUUUUCCAUAAUGCACAAAGAUUUGCAAAUUCUCAAGGAAAAACAAGCACCAGAUUAAUCGAUUGUCCUUUUGAAUUGUAUGCAACUCGACGAAAUGGCUUGUGGCACUUGGAGGUUCGUAAUACUAUACAUAAUCAUGGUCCCUCAAAUGAUAUGUCAGGACAUCCUAUUGUUUGUCGACUAACAGAAGAACAAAAAGAAAGUGUUGCAAUAAUGACUACAUCCAGUUCACAUCCCUGUGAAAUUAUAUCAACAUUUCGACAAAAUGAUCUGUCAACGUUAGUCAUUAGCAGUAAUAUUUAUAAUAUGCAUGCCCAGCUUCAGCAACAAAAUCUGGCUGGUAGAACACCUAUUCAGGCUUUAGUAGAUGAACUUCAAGAAGGAGAUUUUUUAUAUAAGUAUAAGUGUGAUAAUAAUGGUUCAGUUACUCACUUAUUUUUUGCACAUAAAGAAUCGAUCUCUCUUAGCCAUCAAUAUCCUAUAGUAAUUCUUAUAGAUUGUACUUACAAGACUAACAAAUUUAAAAUACCUUUAUUAAACAUCAUAGGUAUAACCAGCUUCAAUAAAACUUUUUUUUCUUGUUUUAUUUUUAUAAAAGAUGAAGAGGAGGAUGAUUACAAAUGGGCCCUUACAAAUGUUAUGAGUAUAUUUGAUAGAAUGCAAAAACCCAGUGUUAUAGUAACUGAUAAAGAGUUGGCACUUAUGAAUGCCCUCAAAAUUAUCUUUCCCAAAUCAACAAACCUACUUUGUGUGUGGCAUAUUAGUAAGAAUGUCCUAAAAAAUUGCAAGCCGCAGUUCCCUAAAGAAACCAAUGAAGAAGAAAGUGGUGAAUGGCAAAGUUUUCUUGCAAAGUGA
Molecule: messenger RNA, 897 nt
Organism: Cetraspora pellucida
Lineage: Eukaryota; Fungi; Glomeromycota; Glomeromycetes; Diversisporales; Gigasporaceae
Source: the annotation of a GenBank genome assembly